CCGACACCGUGAGCUAUGGCGAACGGUUUCGCCUCCAUCAGCAAUGGAGUACCAGAUGAAGAAUCGAUUACGGCGCCGUUCCUCCGCCUCCGUCGCUCUACCUCCAACACCACCUCUCAGAUUGCUAUCGUCGGAUCCAAUCCUUGUCCAGUCGAAAGUCUCGACUAUGAGAUCAUGGAGAAUGAUGUCUUCAAGCAAGAUUGGCGCAGCAGAAGUAAGAUCCAGAUAUUCCAGUACACAUCUUUGAAAUGGACCCUUUGUUUUCUUAUUGGUAUUCUUGUCAGUCUCAUUGGCUUCUUCAAUAACCUAGCCAUUGAGAACAUUGCUGGUGUGAAGUUUGUGGUCACCUCCAACAUGAUGCUGGCAAACAACUACUUGGCAGCAUUUCUCAUAUUUGCAGCUGCGAAUUUAGGCCUUACCUUGUUUGCUUGUCUGAUAACGACGCUUAUAGCACCAGAGGCUGCUGGAUCAGGCAUACCUGAAGUUAAGGCUUACUUAAAUGGUGUUGAUGCUCCUGCCAUAUUCUCAUUUAGAACAUUGGUAAUUAAGAUAGUUGGCAGCAUUGCUGCCGUGUCGUCGUCUCUUAAUGUUGGCAAGGCAGGGCCCAUGGUACAUACUGGUGCGUGCAUUGCAGCCCUAGCUUGUCAGGGUGGAUCAGAUAAAUAUAAGUUGACAUGGAGAUGGUUCAGAUUUUUCAAUAAUGAUAGAGAUCGACGUGAUCUUGUGACUUGUGGAUCAGCGGCUGGAAUUGCUGCUGCUUUUCGUGCCCCUGUUGGUGGUGUACUCUUUGCUCUUGAAGAAAUGGCAUCUUGGUGGAGAAGUGCCCUUUUGUGGAGAGCUUUCUUCUCAACCGCCAUUGUUGCAAUUUUGCUUCGGGGUCUGACUGAUCUGUGCUUGAGUGGAAAAUGUGGACUCUUUGGCACUGGGGGUUUGAUAAUGUAUGAUGUUACCUCGGUAAACAUAUCCUAUCAUUUAAAGGAUGUACCUCCGGUUCUUCUUCUUGGAGUCAUUGGAGGCAUUGCAGGGAGUGUAUACAAUUGUCUAUUGGGUAAAGUUCUCCGACUUUACAAUCUAAUCAAUGAGAAAGGCACUGCUUACAAAAUACUCCUUGCUUGCUUGGUUUCCAUCGUCACUUCCUGUCUCUUAUUUGGUUUGCCAUGGUUUGCAACUUGCCAACCGUGUCCAGUUGAUGCAUCUGAACCUUGUCCCACUAUCGGUCGAUCUGGCAACUACAAGAAGUUCCAAUGUUCACCUGAUCAUUACAACGAACUAGCAAGUCUCUUCUUCAACACAAAUGAUGAUGCAAUUAAAAAUCUCUUUAGCAAGGGCACCGACACCGAGUUCCACCCCACAUCGGUUCUAAUAUUCUUUAUCACCUGCUUUUUCCUCAGCAUCUUCAGUUAUGGCAUCGUGGCUCCUGUGGGUCUCUUCAUUCCUGUAAUUGUGACCGGUGCAUCUUAUGGACGUCUUGUUGGGCUGUUAAUCGGUUCAAACUCUAACCUUAACCAUGGGCUAUUUGCGGUCUUGGGUGCCGCUUCACUUCUUGGUGGAUCGAUGAGGAUGACAGUUUCACUUUGUGUUAUUCUCCUAGAAUUGACCAACAACUUGCUCUUGCUACCACUUAUAAUGUUGGUUCUUCUUGUUUCCAAAACCGUGGCUGAUGCUUUCAAUGGAAAUAUUUACGACCAGAUAAUGAGCUUGAAGGGGUUUCCUUAUUUAGAAACCCAUGCUGAACCAUAUAUGAGGCAGCUGACUGUUAGUGAUGUUGUCUCAGGCCCACUUCGCGUAUUCAACGGCAUUGAGCUGGUUGCUAACAUUGUACACGUUCUAAGAACGACAGGGCACAAUGGGUUUCCGGUAGUGAACGAGCCACCACAUUCUGAAGCACCAAUUUUGUACGGUCUGAUCCUCCGGUCCCAUCUUAUCACAUUACUAAAGAAGAAAGCUUUCUUGCUUACUCCAACACCAACAGAUGCGGAUGCCAUAAAGCAUUUCUCAGCAAGUGAUUUUGCAAAGCAGGGUCUGGGAACCGCGGAAGAGAUUGAAGACAUAGAACUGACAGAAGAUGAGAUGGAGAUGUACAUCGACUUGCAUCAUUUCACGAACGCUUCUCCCUAUACUGUUGUCGAGACCAUGUCAUUAGCCAAGGCCCUUACACUUUUCAGGGGUGUCGGUUUAAGACACCUGCUAGUAGUCCCCAAGACUUCUGAGAGACUCCCCGUGGUUGGGAUAUUAACAAGACAUGAUUUCAUGCCGGAACAUAUCCUCGGUUUGCACCCAAUGCUGGCAAAAAGUAAAUGGAAAAGAUUAAGAUUCAAAUUCCCUCUUUGGAACAAAAUCUUUUAGUCCAACUCCUCCACAUCAAACAUCUAGCAGCAGUUCCAGUGAAGAUGGUAUUCAUGAUGAGGCCUUCCUUCUAAAUCAUGGUAUAUAUGCACUUGCUCUUUCCUAACACACUCUUUUUCUUAGAUUUCACCUUAAUAUUAUUAUAUUUUUCAUUCAAAGGAAAUAACUUAUCAGUCCUCGUAUAUUAGAGUCAUAUUCGUUGAUUCUUGGUUGCA
Cynara cardunculus var. scolymus (artichoke) is the source of this 2561-nucleotide messenger RNA. RefSeq names its product putative chloride channel-like protein CLC-g. Gene Ontology annotation, molecular function: voltage-gated chloride channel activity. Gene Ontology annotation, biological process: transmembrane transport; chloride transport. The transcript has 7 exons. NCBI's taxonomy places the organism in Eukaryota, Viridiplantae, Streptophyta, Magnoliopsida, Asterales, Asteraceae. Gene Ontology annotation, cellular component: intracellular membrane-bounded organelle; plant-type vacuole membrane. The record is from RefSeq and is a predicted model, not a curated record. Bases 16 to 2346 code for a protein of 776 amino acids.